Pyrenophora tritici-repentis Pt-1C-BFP is the source of this 675-nucleotide messenger RNA. Lineage: Eukaryota; Fungi; Ascomycota; Dothideomycetes; Pleosporales; Pleosporaceae. The record is from RefSeq and is a predicted model, not a curated record.
AUGAACACCGCUUCCGGCUUCUCAGAUCCCCUUGUCACCAAUACCCCGCCACCUUUCAACGAGCUAUGCGCACGCAUUGAUGACCGCAUAUCCACCUUCCUGGACGCAAAGCAUGUAUCAGACCGUAUCAAAAACGUGCAGGAGCAGACGCGUACAUCGCUGGAAGUCAUAGCAGAGGCACUGGAAAGAUACAGUUUACCAGAACUGUCAUUAUCCUAUAAUGGCGGAAAAGACUGUCUUGUUCUGCUCAUACUAUACCUCUGUGGCAUGCACAGGCGAGGCCUGACCCAAACCUCCAACCCGUCGUCCAACAUCGAAACCGCCGCUGCAUUUGCAGAUUACCUCAAGGAUACUCCGUCAGUCAAGGCGAUAUUCGUAGGAACCCGACGGACAGAUCCGCAUGGCCAGCACUUGACCCAUUUCGACCCAACCGACUCCGGGUGGCCUGCAUUCUUCAUCCGAUACCUCAACAUCCCUUAUUGCUCCCUAUACGAUCUUGGCUAUACUUCGUUAGGUGGAACUACCGAUACGCACCCGAACCCGAAGCUGGUACGGCAGCCAUCGACACAACAAGUGCCACAAGUUGGGGAUGCGAAUAAUACACUGAAGCCUAAAUUCAGGCCAGCGUAUGAACUAGUGGAUGAUUACGAAGAGCGGUUGGGUAGAGAUAGAUAG